AUGGAGCCGAAUGCUCUUCUGCAGGCGGCCCUUGCGUGGCAUCGCGAGUUCGAGGACCGUCCACCAGAAGCGCAUCUCUGUUGCCCUAAGAUCGACGAAGAAGAUUUCGCAAACUACGACGAGCCCAAUGUUCCCGAUGAAGGCGGACUCUCAGCCGACGAGAAGCAAGGUCGGAUCAAAGAAUACGAGAGCAGGUUUCAGAAUGCCUAUGAUCUGAGCAUUCUGAUGGGCCUCGGCAGGGAGGUUGCGGGCGAAUGGCUAGACAAUUGGACUCGGGCUGUCGAUGCCUGUCUCACGAGGUGCGACUCGUGCGUGAGGAACUGGCACCGAAACCGCAAGCCAUACCUCAGCGGCCUGCAUCUCGCACCAGAGAUGAUUGAUUACAUGCGAAUCAAGCUCGGCGAGUUCGACCAACAGCGCAUAGACAAGGGCCUCCAGAGCGCGAGAGCAAUCCUCGAGACGAAAGGCCCCAUGACGACGGCCAAGCUAGUCGAGCACGAUAUGUCAGCUGUUAUAGCCCUUUUUGAGGCCCUUUGCAGUACCGAAUAUCUCGGCGGCCCUGGGGAUAAAGACGACUUCACCUACGUCUUCGAGAACACACAGCAAAAACGACCCUUGCGGAUGCAAGGAGGUCUCAUCCCCACCAUGACUCACUUCCUCUUCGACGAGCCCUCCACCCCUUACAAACAAAAGUUUGCCGAGUGCGCUUGGGAGAAACGGGCGCCCGGGUCUCUCACGGACCAGGAAUGGGACUGGGCCAUCUGCCCCCAUUUGAGCACCGCGAUUCUGCGGGUGUCUCUCUCCAGAGGAAUGCCGACGCCGGACAAAAUUUGCCGGUUUUGGCACGGUUUCUCACUCAUCCUUCGGUCCUUGAGCGAGAAACAAAUCAUCAACUCUCUUAGGGCGAUGGAGGUGUCACCGAGUGUCUACUUUCUCGCCUUGGAACACCUGGCCACCGAUUCCGACGAAGCCCUGGCUGUGGUCCUGAAAGGCCUUCGAGGGCUUAUGGAGAAGUCAUCGAGCGCGUUCUGGGCUGCGUUUGACCAAGUCACCCCCAGCCAACUCGUCGAGGAGGUCUUCAAGAGCCCGGCAUUCCGCCGCUUUUUGAACAAGUCCCUGGUGCCGGAUAUGAUGGUUACGGAAGGGGACAGUCAAGUACCGGCUCUGGCGGCUUGGAUGGGGGCAUUUAUACGGUCGUUGCCCUCGAUCCAGCGAUCUGACGUGUGCGAAUCACUGCUACGGCAUCUCUUUGACACCUUCCGUCGGGAUCCGGCAGCAGACCGAGCCGCCCAAGCGACCUGCACCCUUGCGGGCUUGGUUACGCUCAGGGAGUCGCUUGAUGGGUAUCUUCAUCAGGAAGUUCCAUUCGAUACGGGCACUGCGCUCAUCAUGGUGAAUCAGUUGCUCAACCGCGUCAUUCAGUACAGCGAUGUAAUUAUCACCGCGGCUGGCCUCAAACCCGGAGAUACGUUCAACGUGGGAAUCUCUCAGGCGGCAAUGGGCAUCAUCCACUCAGCACUAGCACUGGAUGCCAGGGCGACGGAGAUCGAGUGGAAAGCUUUGAUCGACGGCGUUCCGGUACAAGAUGCUGUGAACCGGGACUCUGGCGCACUGUGGGAAUCCUUCCUCGAGAUGCUUUGGUAUGGGCAGCUCGGGCAUGCCGAGCUAGCGAAAGCCAUGCUGAUGGCUACGCUGCGUCUUCGAAGCAUUGAGCGGUUCAUCCCCAAGCGAAAAGAGCAACUGAAACGGGAGCACCAAAAGUUCAAUACGAGGUACCAACAGCAGACAACAGCAAUAGGGAGGAUGCUCGGCCGGCUUUCCGAUUUUAAGCAAGAGGACCUCGUCAAGUUUUGCUCUGAGCGCCAGAGUCCGACCAUUCAUCCCAUCGUUUCGUCAUUAAUCCAUGGCGAAGAUGCUAUUCGGGACGCUGGCUUCGAGCUGCUCAAGGCUAUCACAAGCGAGAGCCUGCCCUCUGAGGCAGUGGGCAAGAUGUUGGAGGACUAUUUCACCCCCUUCCUGAAUGCCUUCUCGGAAGCAGUACACAACGUGACUGCGAAAAAUGGUGCUAGCAGCCCUUGGAGCCACAUGCUCCCCAUCCUAAAGUGUAGCGAGUUCGUUCUAAACGGCCUUUGCGAUCCUUCCUCGGGCCAACUGAGGCGUAAAACCCUCACCGCAGAGGAGCACGCCGCUGUCAAGCGGUGGUGGGAAUGUGUGUGGCAGGUCGUUGACCACUCAUUUACGAUGAUGAGGAUAUGGCACGAAAAGGUUGACAAGAAGAUCAUGGAGGACUUCUGCCGAGACGUCAUGGAGUUGGGCAACAAGUUGUUUGCCCAAGACGGUGUCAUGGCCUCUGCUCUGAGCCAACAUAGCGGCGACGAUGGCGGGCAGACUAACGGGGAUACGACGAUGAAGGCUCUGAAAGCUGUCCUGGAACCGCCGAGGAAAUAUUCUUUCUCUCUCGCCGACAUGUUGCAGCUGAGAGACAAGUACCUUAUCGCGGGCAUCAUCGAGAUGAUCAAGAAGCUGCUCGCAAGGCUAAAACAGAACGACAUGGUGUUACCUAACAAGGCUAUUGUGCACCUCCACAACAUGCUCCGGCGGAGGAAGCUCGCCAGUGGAAGACUGGACUACGUUCAGAAGACCAACCUGACGGACGAGCAGCGGAUUGAGCUGCUCAAGGCCCUCGGGGAGGAUGCCGUGAUCGAAGAACAGUUCAUGGGCCCCAAACCCGGGGAGAGGGAGGCGAAGGAGAAAGAGCGUGCCAUGAAGCAGAGCAAGAUUGACUUCUCCAAGAGCGCCCCCGGUACUUCCAAGGAUCGUUUUGCCGAAAUCACCCCCAACUUCGAGAAACGCGGGUCCGCGCUACUCGCAAAAUUGAAGGAAGAGGGCCCAAAGCCCAAGCAGCCAACCAAGCUGAAUCCAAAGGCCGUCCUCGCCAAUCAAUCAUCAAUCAAAGAAGCCAGGGCCCGGGAAAAGGCUGAAAAGGCUAGGAGAGAUGCCGAGGCCAUUGCCAAAGCGAAAGCCUUACGAGCCCCGCCCAAGACCGUCCCUGGAGAAGGCUCUGGUCUCCAAGGCAUCGCCGGUGUCCGGGGCAAGGAUCAUGCGCCGGUCGUCAAGGAUGAGAUCAUGGUUGGCUCGUCUUCGGAGGAAGAAGACGACUCUGAAGACGAGCGGAUAGCGCUGAAAGCGAAGGCGGGGAACAAGAACCUCACUGAUGCUGAGCGCCGUCGGCUACUCAUGCUGGCCGAAAAGCGGGGCCCCGUGAAGAAGGUCAAGCUCCAGCGGUCAGCGAAGGACAUGCGAGCGCGCUUGAUCCCCCCUAUGGAUGUCCUCCAUCAGGCAAUUCUAGAGUGGGACAUUUUCCACGAGGGUAAUGACCCGCCCAACGGCUACCGGUGCGAUCGCGUUUCGGACGACUAUACAGAUCCCCACAGCUAUAAGCAGACCUUCUUCCCCCUGCUUAUCAACGAGGCCUGGCGAUCGUUUGUUACUUCCAAGGACGAGGCUACGUCCAAGCCUUUUGGUAUCAAGGUUCUCAACCGUAUGACAGUCGAUAAGUUCAUGGAAGUCACUGCCUCAGUGCCCGCUCAAAUCAGCAAGGACCGGGGCCUGUCCGAGGGAGACAUCGUCCUGGUCUCAAGGGGGGAAGAUCCGCUUAACCAGCCGACGGAGCUGCAUUGUCUCUCUCGUAUCUGGAAAACCACUUACAAAAAAGACACCGUCGAGGUCGUCUACCGCCUUAACGCCAGAGGAAACCAGAUUCUGCCGGCGCUUCUCCCCGGCUCCGAGUUCCAUGUCGUCAAAAUCACCAACAUGACGACGAUUGAACGCGAGUAUGCGGCGUUGGAAAGUUUGCAGUACUAUGAUUUGAUGGACGAGGUGUUGAAGGCACAGCCGUCCCCGAUGCUCACGUUUGGCAAUGAGGCGGUCAAAGGGGUCAUGGAGAAUUACCAACUCAACCCCGGCCAAGCGCGUGCUAUCCUGAAUGCUAAGGAGAACGAUGGCUUCACCUUGGUUCAAGGCCCGCCGGGAACCGGCAAAACCAAGACCAUUAUCGCCAUGGUUGGUUGCCUCCUGACGGGAGUUCUCAAGUCGUCCAGCGGCGCAGUCCCUCUCGCGAGACCCGGUGCCGCCUCCACUAGCCAGGGCCAGGCGCCUUCAAAAAAGCUGUUGGUCUGCGCGCCCAGCAACGCGGCUGUGGACGAACUGGUGCUGCGGCUGAAGGCUGGUGUCAAGACAAUGAAUGGGGCGUCCCACAAAGUCGAAGUUGUGCGUUUGGGUCGUACCGACGCGAUCAACGCCGCCGUCAAAGAUGUCACGCUUGAUGAGUUGGUCAAAGCCCGGAUGGAUGGCGGAGUCAACAAUAGCGGUCCGAGUGAUCGCGAAAAGCUACAUCAAGAAGCCGGCAUGCUCAAGGAGAAGAUUACAGAGCUGCGACCCCAGCUUGAGGCGGCUCGGGCGAGUGAUGACCGCACGUUCACUAUGAAGUUGCAACGCGAGUUUGAUGACCUGAAGCGCCGACAGGCUCAUAUUGGCGCCAAGAUCGAUGCCAACAAGAGCAACGGAAACACGUUUGCGCGUGAGGUCGAGAUCAAGCGUCGGCAGAUCCAGCAAGACAUCCUCGACAAGGCCCAAGUUCUCUGCGCCACAUUGAGCGGUAGCGGUCAUGAGAUGUUCAAAAACCUCAACGUCGAGUUUGAAACGGUCAUCAUCGACGAGGCCGCGCAGUGCGUGGAGCUGAGCGCGCUCAUCCCCCUCAAGUAUGGCUGUUCCAAGUGCAUUCUCGUCGGAGAUCCCAAGCAGCUGCCCCCUACAGUGCUCUCGCAAUCCGCUGCGCGGUACGGGUACGACCAGAGUUUGUUUGUGCGGAUGCAGAAGAACCAUGCUAAGGACGUUCACCUGCUCGACAUGCAAUACCGUAUGCACCCGGAGAUCAGUAAGUUCCCUAGCAAGGAAUUUUACGAGGGCUUGCUCCAAGACGGUGCCGACAUGGGACAGCUCCGCCUCCAACCCUGGCAUCAGAGCGAACUUCUCGGUCCCUAUCGGUUUUUCGACGUCAAGGGUUCCCAGUCACGGGGGCCGAGAAACCAGUCGCUGGUCAACGACGAAGAGCUCAAGGUCGCCAUGCAGCUCUACCGCCGGUUCCGCACUGACUACGGCAAUGUGGAGCUGAAGGGCAAGAUCGGCAUCAUCACUCCGUACAAGGCUCAGCUGUUUCGGCUGCGACAACGGUUCGCCGAGAAGUAUGGCGACGGGAUCACCGAGGAGAUCGAGUUCAAUACCACGGACGCUUUCCAGGGCCGCGAGUGCGAGAUCAUCAUUUUCUCGUGUGUUCGAGCUAGCCCGACGGGCGGUAUCGGUUUCAUGACAGAUAUCCGGCGUAUGAACGUUGGUCUAACCCGCGCUAGGUCAUCGCUAUGGAUCUUGGGUGAUUCUCGCGCGCUAGUGCAGGGCGAGUUCUGGGGCAAACUCAUUGAGGACGCGAAGGAGCGCGAUCGCUACACAAGCGGUAAUGUCAUGGCCCUGCUCAACCAACCAGGCCGGCAAGUACCCAUGUCGUCGCUCGUUGCGUCGUCCUCGGAGCUAUCUCGACCCCUUGGCGCCAUGGAGCUGAAGAACGAUGUCGUCAUGACCGAUGCGCCUGGGCCUCCCCAGCAGUGGCCUUCAAGGAGCAACACAGAGGCGCAUAAUCAGAAUGUAGCCCCGGCUACUCCAACGCUCCCAUACCAUGGUUCAGGGAUUGGCGGCCUCAAUGGAAGAGGAGAAACUACAUCGAUGCUACCGAGGGGUGGAAGUGCGCCCGUCAUACAGUCCACUGCUGGGUCUGCCGGGAAGAAGCGGCCGCGGGACGAGAACGAGGACGGCCAUCCCGGCACAAAGAAGCUCCCUCAGACGCAUCCCAGCUCGGACCGAGGCCCCGUGAAGGCCCCAACGGGUCCUGGUAAGCACAAACAACCGAAGCCGCCCACGGAUCCUUCAGCGAUGGAAGUGUUGGGUUUAGUUCCUCCGUCGCGUGCGCCCGCCCAACAAUCCCAACCGGCUCAACCGCACAUCAGGCCGCCUGGUGGAACGAGACCUAAUGCACCCCCCAAUGCGCCAAAGGGGCCGGUGACAAUGCCCAAGAAACCGACCGCGGAUCCGUUCAUUAGACGGAAGCCCGGGAAACGUUGA
Molecule: messenger RNA, 6171 nt
Organism: Chaetomium fimeti
Lineage: Eukaryota; Fungi; Ascomycota; Sordariomycetes; Sordariales; Chaetomiaceae
Product: SEN1 N terminal-domain-containing protein
Exons: 4
Coding region: 1-6171 (2056 amino acids)
Biological process (GO): termination of RNA polymerase II transcription
Cellular component (GO): nuclear body
Molecular function (GO): transcription termination site sequence-specific DNA binding; helicase activity
Source: RefSeq, a predicted model, not a curated record